Molecule: messenger RNA, 1484 nt
Organism: Zingiber officinale
Lineage: Eukaryota; Viridiplantae; Streptophyta; Magnoliopsida; Zingiberales; Zingiberaceae
Product: 50S ribosomal protein L4, chloroplastic-like
Exons: 2
Coding region: 263-1096 (277 amino acids)
Biological process (GO): translation
Cellular component (GO): ribosome
Molecular function (GO): structural constituent of ribosome
Source: RefSeq, a predicted model, not a curated record
GUUCCUGCUUAACAAGGAGCCAUUUGCGCUUAUAAAUUUAUUAGAUGGAGAAUUCCGUCCCCCUCUAAGAUAUAUAAAAAGAAAAAUUGAAAGCCUAAAAACCUGAACGAAACCGUGGCCCAUGAUCCGUCUAAACAACGGGCCGUCAAAAUGGCUAUCGGCCCGAUUCAGGCCCAGUAAAUGGCCCGUUUGAAUGGAUAAGUGGAUAGCCGGAUAGACAGAUAUCACCUUGUUCGCUACUUUCUCAACUCGGCUGAGCAAAAUGCCGAUCACCUGUGCGGCAACUCCUUCCCUCUUCUCCUCCUUCCUCACUUCCCCGCUCUCCGCCUCCAGAUCUCACCCCUUUCCCAAUCUCUCUCUCACCAAGCACCUCCGCCUCGCCGUCCGCUGCGACGUCGCCGCCCUCCCCGUGCUCUCCUUCUCCGGCAACAAGGUAGGCGAGGUCCCCCUCUCCCUCAAGUCCGCCCCCGCAGAAACCUCCCGAGCCAUCGUCCACCGCGGUCUUGUCACUGAGCAGCAGAACCAGCGCCGAGGCACCGCUUCCACACUCACCCGCGGAGAGGUCAGAGGCGGCGGGAAGAAGCCUUACCCGCAGAAGAAGACCGGCCGUGCCCGCCGUGGAUCGCAGCGCACUCCGCUUCGCCCCGGAGGCGGCGUCGUGUUCGGCCCCAAGCCCCGCGACUGGAGCGUCAAAAUCAACCGGAAGGAGAAACGCCUCGCACUGUCGUCCGCUCUCGCCAGCGCGGCUGCGGCUUCUGAUGCCUUCGUGGUGGAGGACUUCGAGCAGGAAUUUGAGACGGGGCCAAAAACUAAGGAUUUCGUGGCGGCCUUACGGAGGUGGGGGCUCGACCCCAAGAGGAAAGCCAUGUUCCUGAUGACGGAAGUGUCGGAUAAUGUCCUGCUCUCCUGCAGGAACCUAGGGACCAUCAAACUGCUAACUCCCAGAAUGCUGAACCUAUUCGAUAUUCUUGACUCCGAGAAAUUGGUACUCACAAAAUCAGCUGUGGAGUAUCUCAACUCGACUUAUGGGGAAACCACCCAAGAGGAGGACGAAGGAGAGGAGGAAGAAGAGGAGGAUGCUCAAGGAGAUAACUAAAAUGAUAUUAAUUAACUUUGGUAUCAUGAAGCGCAGUAAGGAGACCCGUUACAUUCACAUUUGGAACUUAAAUUUUGCCUCGCGUCAAAUAUAUGCUGAUGAAGCAGAUCCAAUGAUUGUUUCUUGAGUCCAUUUUGUCAGAUGUAUCUGAUGAUCCUGUAAUCUCUAGAUUGCAGCAUCGUAUUCUUAUGGAGGUUUAACUGAUACUUUUGAACUGUAAAGGUUGAUCGAAUUUCCUGUCCAAAUGUUGUUUUUUUUGCUUCGUGUAUGGAAGUCGAUAGAAUACCAGAAUUGGUCCUUUACUUUUAAAUGUUGUAAAUUUGUUUGUCUGAUCUGCCUUUAGAAUGUAAAAGAUAUGAUUUGUCUGCUUAACUUCAUUUUUAAGGAU